GGUUUGGAAGGAGGUCGACCAGCAGAGAGACUCAUUCACUGAGGAAUACUGAGGACAAUGAUCCCAGGAUACACUACUACAGAGGACAUACUGCAUACACUAUGGACUCUGAAUCUCUGGACAGUUGUAUCCAGAGCACCCUCUCAGCCCUCUACCCUCCGUUUGAUGCCACAGCCUCCACGGUGCUGUGUCAGGUAUUUGAUGUGGUGGAGACCAGCUACAGAGGAGACGGAUUAAGAUACCUUAUAGACUUCCUGGUCCCUGCCAAACACAUCCUGCAGACCAUCCAGCAACAUGCCUGUUUCCCGUACUGCGGCCUGUUAUUCCGGCACCAGGGCUGGCCUCUGUGUCUCCACGACAAGGUGAUCAUCCAGCUCUCUCCUCUGGACCCACGUGUCCUCCGCCCCGGGGACUUCUACCUACAGGUGGCAUCGCCCUCUGUCUCCCCCAGCUCCUCCUCCACCAACACCCCCAGCCCACCCUGUCUCAUCCUGCGCUGUCUGGCCCCCAGUGGGCAGCAUGUAGAGGAGGUAAAGUUGACAGAGCUAGCCUACACCUCCCUGUUCACCAUGGCCUGGCUCCACUCAGUCAACAGGGAACGGAGUGGAGCAGGAACGGAGACAGGGUCUGGGACAGGGUCGGAGCCAGGGUCUGGGCCAGGGUCUGGGACAGGGUCGGGGACAGGGUCGGGGAGGACCCUGUCCCACUGCCUCCUUUCUGCAGAGAACAACAUUUUCAGAGUACCCUGGGAGGAUGUAGUACACCCUCAGUUCAUUAACAGACCCACGGCUAUGGUGGCUGCACCAAUCAGAGUCCCUACCAAGGGAGAAGGGGACGGGGGGAGGGAACAGGACGUCUUCAAGCCUUCGGAGAGGGCCAGAUGCAUUUUGAUUGACACAUCCAAGGCCCAAUGUGGAGAGAGUACGGAGGUGAAGCUCCUCCCACGGUUGAGACAGCCUAUCGAGACCAGGGACGAUGGGAACGGUUUUGCAGCAGAAGAGGACUCGGACGCUGAGGGAGAGUAUGUUGAACUGGAAGAGAUCUCUCUACCGCGCUUCUCUCCUCAGAAAGGAUCCUUAACACAGUCUGUUAGUCUGAACUACAGGAACCUGCAUAAACCCUGGACUACAGCCCGACACCCCCCCAAAGCAACCCCCUCCCAGCCCUUUCAUGCCCCGGUGAAAAGCAGCACUUUCUCCCAGUCCAUGGUGUGUUCCAGACUCAUCGAGGAAUACCUGAACAACGACGUGUUUUCCCCUGUCAUCCUCACCCCAACGGCCCCCACCUCCGCUACGGACCCCACCUCCCCUACGGACCCCACCUCCCCAACGGCCCCCAUGGGCCCCACCUCCCCUACGGCCCCCAUGGGCCCCACCUCCCCUACGGCCCCCACGUCCCCAACGGCCCCCACCUCCCCCAUGGUCCCCACCUCCCCAACGGCCCCCACCUCCCCUACGGCCCCCACCUCCCCUACGGCCCCCACCUCCCCUACGGCCCCCACCUCCCCUACGGCCCCCACCUCCCCCACCUCCCCCAUUGUCCCCACCUCCCCUAUGGCCCCCACCUCCCCUACGGCCCCCACCUCCCCCAUGGCCCCCAUGGGCCCCACCUCCCCUACGGCCCCCACCUCCCCUACGGCCCCCAUGGGCCCCAUGGCCCCCACCUCCCCUACGGCCCCCACCUCCCCUACGGCCAGAGAGGGGGUCAGCGGUGAGGGGACAGCGUCAGACCGUACAGAAGGUAACGCUGCUCGUCUCCAGAGGCUAACACAACGUGUCUCUGAGCGUGUGUCUGAGUCUCACUGGUCAGUGUGUGACGGCACAGCCCUAUCAGUGGUUUCUGACCCCCAGACUGACAGCGAGGAGGUUUUAACCCAGUCACACAGUAUAGUGGAGAGGGAAGAGUCUCUCAGUCACCCUCAGACUGACAGUGAGGAGGUUUUAACCCAGUCACACAGUAUAGUGGAGAGGGAAGAGUCUCUCAGUCACCCUCAGACUGACAGCGAGGAAGUUUUAAUCCAGUCACACAGUAUAGUGGAGAGGGAAGAGUCUCUCAGUCACCCUCAGACUGACAGUGAGGAGGUUUUAACCCAGUCACACAGUAUAGUGGAGAGGGAAGAGUCUCUCAGUCACCCUCAGACUGACAGAGAGGAAGUUUUAACGCUGUCACACAGUAUAGUGGAGAGGGAAGAGUCUCUCAGUCACCCUCAGACUGACAGCGAGGAGGUUUUAACCCAGUCACAUAGUAUAGUGGAGAGGGAAGAGUCUCUCAGUCGGGAAGACGGCAUUGUUCACAAAACCAGGACAGAGACAGAGGAGAGGGAUCAGGGUUCAGAAACCAGGACAGAGACAGAGGAGAGGGAUCAGGGUUCAGAAACCAGGACAGAGACAGGGGAAAGGAGGGAUAGGGGUUCAGAAACCAGGACAGAGACAGAGGAGAGGAGGGAUAGUGGUUCAGAAACCAGGACAGAGACAGAGACAGGGGAGAGGGGUAGCCAUGUUGGCAUCUUACAGGUGGUUGACACCAGUGAGACAGUCUCUCACCAUGAUGACCCUGAGGUCUCCACCGGCCAAUCAGACACUCCCCAAGGAGAGGACCAGACACUGAACACUCUGACCGAGACUCUCAUACACUUAGCCCCCACUCCCACUGACCACCAAACACCAACGCACUACACACCUUCCACUGAAUCAGAGACCGAGAGACCGGAGGAGGAGGAGAUGGAGCAAGAGGAAGAGGAAGAGAACCACUCAGAUACUGACCCCCAAGAGCAAGAAGAGACAGGCCCCAUUCAGCCAGAGGAACCUGUGUUAAAAUCCUGUUCCGUGGACAAGCCAUCCAAUGAAACUAACCACAGAGACCCAGAACUACAACGGACCCCAGCAGUGAUGUUUCACGACCCUCCACCUCCCUCGCCCCUGCUCCACCAGCCCCCAGCCCAGUUAACCCAGUCCCCAGCCCAGUUAACCCAGUCCCCAGCCCAGUUAACCCAGUCCCCAGCCCAGUUAACCAGGUCCUACUCCCAGUCCAGCCAGUGCUCCCAGUCUUCAGUCUUUCCUAAGUCCCAGACACUGACAGAGGCCCACAACAUCAAUGCUGCUGUCCUCAGUUCUGGGGUGCUCUGUCUGCCUGGAACAAGAGAUAGGGGAGGUCGAGCCCUGGUGACCGUGACCACGAGGAACACCGGCUGGUUGAACCCCAGCUGUGACUGUGGAGAACUGGUCAGAAUCCUGGUCUACUACUACACAAUGCUCAGGAAGGAGGUGCGUUCCCUAGGGUUGACAGUCGUGGUGGACUCCCGGCGGUGCUCCCCUGUCCCCGCUCUGUUCAGCGCCUUCAACAUACUUCAGGAUGCUUUGCCCGGCUGUAUCUACACUGUCCUGUUACUGGCUGAUAGAGACCUGGUUCUACGCCUGGAGAAACCCUCAGCCGUACAGGUGGAGUUGUUGACCUCUCUGAAGUCUCUCUAUAAACAUGUGGAGGUGUCUCAGCUACCUACUGAGUUUGAUGGAUCCUUCCCCUUUUCACACAGCGCCUGGGUCUGCUUCAGAACGAGAGUGGAACAGCUAACCAGUCACUGUGAGGACGCUGUCAACCUUCUGCAGAGUACCAUCACAGGUCUGGAGUCUACUGUCCUGCCAGCUACCGCUGAGGAGGCCCAGGUGUUACUUGCCAGGUACAGGGGUGUGAUGUGCACCGUCCUGGAGGACAGCCGAUUGGCUAGAUUACAGCUGGAGGGCGGAGCCGUCCUGUCCCGCCUCCGUAAAGAGGAAACCAGUGUCAGCCUCAGAGACGACUACAGAGAUGCCGUAGAGGUUGUGGCUGGUCUGUACGAUCAGGUGGAUGAGCUGGUUCACAAGCUGGUGAUGCUGUCCAACCAACGCACUCAGGAACUGGACUUUAUCAUGGAGUUCAAGAGUCUGGAGCAGGGAUUCAAGGAGGUGAGUGACUGGAUUGAGGAGGUUGGAGAGAGUCGUCUGAGAACGCUCGGAGAGCUGGAGGAUUCUCUGGAGCAGCUGCACAGGAAACAGACCCUCUUCAGAGACUUCUACACUGCUGCCUACGAACACUGUAAGGGAGGCGAGGCGCUGCUGAAACGUCUAGAACGUUGGGAAGACUUGUCGUCAGCCGAGCUGCAGGUGUACGAGGUCAAAGUUCAAUCCUUCUGGGUCCACCUGCACGACUUCUCCCAGAGGGUAGAAGACACCAAGACCAACAUCGACAAGACCGUACGUCUCUACGAGUUUUUCGAUAAGGCGUAUGAGUGGGCGUUGGAGGGGAUGCGUCACCUGGCCAGCAUCAGCAUGGAGGACUGCACGGUGCCCGACAAGAGCCAGGGGGUGAUCAGCUGUCUGGAGGGGUACCGCCGGCAGCACCCCCCGAUCCCCGACCCCCGCUUCCAGGAGAUGAAGGAGCUGGCUGGGGAGAUGAAGAGCGAGCAGGGCCUCAAACAGUGGAAGUUCGCCUGGUCCAAGUGCCAGGAGACCAAGCAGAUGUUUGAGAAGAAGCUGGAGGCCGCUCUGAGGACGAGGCGAGCCCUGCCCACGGGAGAGUCACCCGGGUCGGGUACAGCGGGUGCAGGGAAGGACGGCGGGGUAGGGGACGCCACCCCCAGACGUUAUUCUGACGUUAACAACGACGUGGGACAGGAGAGGAGCCGCAGCGUGUCACACGCCUGUAGAAAGGCCUUUAGUGGGGUGUGGGGGGUCAGAGAGAGGCUGUCCUCUACCUCCAGCGCUGCCUCAGCUCAGUCGGCCUGCAGCCACAGAGAGGAGACACCCCUAACCUCCUCUCCCUACGGUCUGGUGCACAGGCUCCCCCUCACCCCCCUCUCCACCCAGCUCCUCACCCGUAGCACCUCCUCCUCCGAGGAGUCGUCCCACGGGGUUCGUAUUGAAGCGCAGGGCCGUAGCUCCUCCUGUUCCUCCUCCCCCUCCCUGACCCCCCUGGAGCCGAGCUCCGCCCCUAACCCUGCUCGCCGGCCCCCGCUCCGCAAGACCCAGAGCUUCGACUGCCAGAGCCCCGCCCCCGCCUCCCCUGACUCCUCCCGCUAUGGGACCUGUCAGCGUACGCUGAGCGAGCCGGCCCGGCGCGGCCACACUGGGGUGUUUAUUAAAGGCCUGGAGGUCAGUAGUAGGGAGGUGGCUGAGCGACCCUACUCCCCCAGAAUGACGCCUCCUGGCUGGGCAGCGGGAGAGGCACUGAGGACCCCCUCCAUCAGCACUGCCAGUAGUCCUGUACCAGAGACCCGCGCCAAGGGCAGUAAGCUGCGUCACAUCGUGGAUGAGAUGGUGACCACGGAGAGGGAGUACGUGCGUUCCCUCCGGUACAUCAUCGAGCACUACUUCCCCGAGAUGGAGAGAGGAGACCUCCCGCAGGACCUCAGGGGAAAACGCAGCGUCAUCUUUGGGAACCUGGAGAAGCUUAUGGACUUCCACAGCCAGUACUUCCUCAAGGAGUUGGAGAGCUGCUGCAACCACCCUCUGAGGGUGUCACACUGCUUCCUACGACACCAAGACGCGUUCGGCCUGUACGCUCUGUACAGUAAGAACAAGCCUCGGUCUGAUACGCUGUUGGCCAGCCACGGAAACAGCUUCUUCAGGAACAAGCAGCUGAAGCUGGGAGAUAAGAUGGACCUGGCCUCCUACCUGUUAAAGCCCAUCCAGAGGAUGGCUAAAUACGCUCUCCUCCUCAAAGACCUGAUCAAGGAGGUGAGCGAGGCGCAGGAGACAGAGCUGGGCUACCUCCGAGCCGCCGCGGAGAUGGUCAAGUUCCAGCUGCGUCACGGCAACGACCUGCUCGCCAUGGACGCCAUUCGAGACUGUGACGUGAACCUGAAGGAGCAGGGUCAACUGGUCAGACAGGAUGAGUUCUGGAUCUGGUACGGCAGGAAGAAGUGUCAGCGCCAUGUCUUCCUGUUUGAAGACCUGGUGCUGUUCAGUAAACCCAAACGCAUCGAAGGAGGACUGGACGUUUACAUCUACAAACACUCCUUUAAGACGGCAGACGUGGGGAUGACUGAGACAUCUGGGGACAACAGUCUUCGUUUCGAGGUGUGGUUCAGACGCAGGAGCAGUAAGAACCAGACAUAUGUCCUGCAGGCCUCCAACACAGACAUCAAACACGCCUGGACCACCAACAUCGCACGUAUCCUCUGGCAGCAGGCUACCCGGAAUAAAGAGAUCCGUAAUCAGGAGAUGGUUUCCAUGGGAGUGGGUAACAAGCCGUUCCUGGACAUUACACCCAGUGAUGCUGCGAUCAACGACAGGGCUAUAGACUACAUCAUGAAGGGACGAGGUGCCAGAACUCGAGCCUCCAUUGCCGUGUCCCUGUUCGACCACUCCAACCCUUUCAAGCGUACAGCUUCGAGUAACGGGGGGUCUGGCGGCGGGGCCCCUGCUGCGUCUGGCUCCUGCACUCUCCUGGGGCCCCUCAACCUGCACAUGUACAGCAGCCACAGCCAGGCCCUGAUGCCCGGGGGAGAGAGGCCCUUCAUCAGCCCGUGUAUGGAGGAGGACGAGAUGGAGCACGAGACCAGCAGCCAGCCAUCCAUGACUACAGAGAGCUCAGGUUCAUCGUCCCACUGUCUGUCCGGCAGCGGCUCAAGUGGUUCAGACAGUGGCUGUGUGUCCAGCCACCUCCCUGAGGCCAGUUUAUCUGAGGAUCCCUCGUUCCCCUGCCGUCCCCGGUCCGACGCCGUGACCUCCCCCAGCCUCCCCAAAGACAAGCCGCGCUACAACAACAGCCAGUACAUUUCAGCCAAUGUAGCUCAGACCAUAGGCCCUUCCACUAUAGUGUGAUUCCUGACUGGGACCCUGCUUGGAGUCUGAUAUCCAGAAAGACACUAUUACCACGCCAAGGAAGACAGGCGAGACUCUCAUCUCACAUGGACGCUGUAAAGACCUGGGACUGUUUU
Molecule: messenger RNA, 6916 nt
Organism: Oncorhynchus mykiss (rainbow trout)
Lineage: Eukaryota; Metazoa; Chordata; Actinopteri; Salmoniformes; Salmonidae
Source: RefSeq, a predicted model, not a curated record